This is a messenger RNA of Symbiodinium necroappetens, 1188 nucleotides long. The record is from the annotation of a GenBank genome assembly. NCBI's taxonomy places the organism in Eukaryota, Dinophyceae, Suessiales, Symbiodiniaceae.
AUGCAGGGAUUCAAGGAUGACUUCUAUGCCUGGAAGGAUUCCCUGAGCAAGGACGAGCAGGCUUUGUUGCUUAAGCAGGCCCAGAACGAGUUCGACAAGAAGUUCCGUAAGAGCGACGAUUUCAGCAAGGACCUCCCGGAAGAGAAGAUCCAGUCUUUCGCCAAGGUUCUGAAGAAGUUCUUCGACAACGAGAAGGAUGACUACAAGAAGGAUGCCGAUCAGAGGACUCCGGACUAUGACGCCUUGAAGAACAAGGCGGCCCUGGUCUCCUACGACUUCGGCCUGAAGCGACGUGUCGUGCAGAUCGACCGUGACGCCGACCGACGCUGGAUGUACGCAUCCAUGAAGGCUCGCGUGGAAGAGGCUGAAGGCAAGGAGCCCUCGGACAGCGCCCCCUUCGAGGAUUUGUACAAGUUCUCCAAGGACACCGCGGAGACGGUCCACAAGUUCAUCGCCGACGCCAACAGCGCUUCCAGCGCUCCGGCCGGCCUGAAGAAAGAUAUCGAGAAGGUGCUCAAAGACAACCCGCCUUCGGACGACUUCAAGGUGCGCUUCCCUCGCGUGCUGCACGAGCGCUUGGCCAAGAAGAUGGGCUCCUUGCAGAGGGAGAUCGAAGACUUCGCAGCGAACCACUCCGAGGCCGAGACCAAGGAGUUCAAGACCAGGACAGCACCGGAGGAGUUCCUGAAGACCGCCGCCGAUGUGAUCAAGCCGUACUAUGAGGCCCGGGAUGAGAACGAGAAGAAGGUCCAAGAGCUCAAGGCAUUCUUCCGCUCCCAGAAGGACUCUCCGGGCAAGACCAAGGCCGAUGUGGUGAAGGAGAUUUUCAAGGUCAUGCCGAAGUACUCGGACACCCCGAUGCCUCCUUUGGAUGAGGAGAUGCUUGCAGAUCUCGCCAAGAUUCCUGCGAAGCUGGACGGCGAGUUCAAGCACAACUGGGGUACCGCCGAGAAGCUUUACAAGUCCGAGGCCAUUGAUUCCUUCGGGAACAAGUACCUCCUGGGUGUCUUCGAGACCGUGGCCGAGGCUGAGAAGGCGUUCGAUGAGUGGAACAAGGAGUACGAGCAGGCGGGCGAGAACGUGAAGGAGUCCCUGAGUGGCUGGGCAAAGCAGCAGGAGGCUGCUCUGGCCGAGGAUCAGGACGAAGUGGAUCGCCUUCGCAAGGCCCUCGAAGAAGCUAGACGAUGA